Molecule: messenger RNA, 5571 nt
Organism: Onthophagus taurus
Lineage: Eukaryota; Metazoa; Arthropoda; Insecta; Coleoptera; Scarabaeidae
Source: RefSeq, a predicted model, not a curated record
UUUAUCAAACAACAAAUACAACUCAUUAUCAAAAAAAUUCACCAACAAUCCCAAUUUGACAGGAAAUAAGUGAGGUUAGGGCACUAUUACUUGUUGAUUAAAGUUUUUGACGUAUGUCAUUGACAUUUCGAUGAUUCUCCUUCGACCGUGGACGUCCGGAAAAACGACGUUGGGUUGUGAGGGCAAAACAUGAUUUAUUAUUAUUUAGUCAGCGUUGAGUAAUACAUUGAAUUCAAUAAUUUUAUUAAUUACAUUUGCACAAAACAAAAAGGAACAUGGCUAGAGACACGGUUGAUUAUGAAAAACAAUAUCAGGAAGAUUUAGAAAGAGCUCAAGCUUUAAGUCUUGAAUCGUUAGCUUUGGAACAGUUUAAAAAGGAAAAAUUAAAGAAGGAGUUAUCUACCGUUGGAAAAAAUGGAAAAACUACCAGUGUAAGUCGUGCCUCUUCAAUGACUGAAACAGAUACAAAUCGAAACGAAAGACUUCAAGUUAAAUCAAGACCCAGACCGGGUACUUUACAAACAAAUCCAACUACACCUUUAAUAGCACCACCUCCCCCGAUUGGCCAAAGAAGAAAUAGCUCAACAUCAAAUAAUUCUAGCGUUGAAAUUUCAACACCUGAUUUAAUCAGUUUUAGUUCUCCGCCGCCAAAUAACAAAGUUUUAGAUCUACAAUUAUUUAAUAAUUUACCAACUCCGCCACAAAGUCAAACACCCCAACAAAUACCAUAUCAACCAUUUCAACAAUCAUUAUUUUCCACUAAUAACCAAAUAACUCAAGGUUAUCAAAGACCAAUUUUGUCAUUGGGCGAUUAUGGGUGGAAGAGUCAAGUUUUUCCAAAGGAUAAUAAUUUUCCAAUCAAACCGAUUAAUUUGAAUUUAAAUAACAGCAAUUUGGUGUAUAAGGGAAGUUCGAUCCAACCAAAUAUCUAUGCUAUUACAUCAAAACAAGAUGGGAAUGGGUCAAAUACCCCAACGAUUCCUCCAGCUUUACCACCAAAAAAUCAUCCAUCAAAAGCACAAAUUCCACCUCCAGUUCCAUCAACAUUGAAGCCUCAAAUUCCGAAAUUCUCCACAAGUAAUUUAAUAGACUUAACCCCGUCCUUAGAUGAUAAAAACAGUGUUAGAGUGAGCAUUUUAAAAGAUUUUGAUCCAUUAUUGAGUGGUUCUGAUGGUCCAACAAGACCAAUGAGUCCUGAUUCUUCAAGUGAAGAGGCAGCAUCUAUGUGUGAGAGCGUUUAUGAUGAAUAUGACCCCUUUGAUUAUAUUUAUUCUGGGUCUGGUGGAAAUAGUACUUCUGAACCUAUUUAUGCUUCUAUUGCGAGCAAAUCUGAUUAUAGUCCAACUCCUCCUUUACCACCGAGAGUUAACUCCACUCUGGAUAGAAGAAAAGUUCAUAAAGAUAAGGAUGAACGAAAAACUCUUCUUUUUGAAAACGUCCGAAUGAUUACUUUGAGGCAAGCAACCAAAGAUGCCGAUUUAAGCGCGUUUUAUAAAAUGGUUUUAGAUGUGAGAAAACAAUUUAGAUACAAUGAUCCAAAUACAAAUAUGGGCCUUGUGGUUAGUCCAAUGGUUGCUUAUAAGUAUAAAGACGCAACUAGCAUAAAAUUAAUCGUUUAUCCUCAUUUUGAUGGUUCAGAUCCAACUCAACCCAUGAGUUUUACUUGUGAUGUCACUACAAGUGUUGAACACGUUACAAUGCAAUUAAUUUGCGGAUUGGACGCUCCUCAAAUAUAUCAAUACACCUUAAAAGUUUGGGGAUACAACGAAUAUUUAGCGCCAACAAGUUUAUUAUGUGAUUACGAAUAUGUUCACACUUGCAUUAAAUUGGAUGAAGAUAUCAAAUUGAUUUUAAUACCUGAUAAUAAAGUUGAUAAAUCCUUAGCUAGAACACCCCAAGAUGAUGCGGCUCAAAUUAAAUUAGAAGAUAUCCUACCGAACGAACCUGUUUUACCAAUUUCGUAUGAUAAUUUAAAAAUUUUAUUGGAAACAUUAGAAAAUGAAAUAAAAAAGCUUGAAACAGCGGCUGAACACAUCGAUAAAACCGACACACCAAGUUCUUUACCUUCCUUACAACCAUCAGGUGUUAUCCAAUCGGUUAAACUCGUCGUUAAUUUAAUGGGAAACUUGGAAACUAUCGAUAUAACGGAAGCUUUGGAAGCUUUAAGGGAUCGAUGUAAUCAGUUUUUACCAACAACUUUAAAUGAUACUUGGAGUGAAAAACCUAUGUCCGAAACUAUAAAAAAUAAUUGUGAAAAAAUAAGAAGUUCUAUUCAGGGAUUAAUUGAUAUGUAUUGCCAAGCAUUUCGAGUUGAUUUCGAAUGGGUUCAUAGAGAUGAUUUUUGUGAUUCUAAACUCUCAAUAACAGAGAUUCAAGACUCUGUGCUUUUAAGAGUUAGCGCGAUUCAUCGACCCGCUCCCGAUUGGAAAUAUGAUAAUUUCGUUGUGGUUGCCCAAGUUUUCCAUGGAACAAGACCGAUUGGUAAACCGGUAGCUACACAACCUUGUGCUUAUUUAGCCAGUUUAUAUCCUAGGAUUUUAGUAAACACUUGGUUAGAUGUAGAAGAUGUUUUAGUAAGCUCCUUAGCUCGCGAAUCCCGUUUAGUACUAAUUUUAUAUGGAAGAACCCUUCAAGCACCUGAAGGUGGUGAUAAAGAAGCUGAACCUCAAUAUAAACAAGAAGAAAUCGGUUGGGCUUCGAUCCAAUUUUUUAAUUACGAUGGUUUAAUGAUAAACGGGAACAUUUUGCUUUCUAUUUGGCCAAAAGAAGCGAAUUAUUUAUAUGGACCAGCUCCGAGUGCUGGGACCCACCCCGAUCCUAAUCACCCCGUUUUUAGUAUUAUAAUAGCUGGAGUUCCAAACUGUUAUUUCCCCCCAGUUACAUCGGAACUUCUUCAAGAUGAAGACCACGGGGAUUUUAACAGUUUAGAUAAUCAAACGCAACAAAUGUUGCAGGAUGUUGUUGAAAAAGAUAUGUUGUUUAAAAUACCAAGUAAUGAUCGCGAAGUUUUAUGGGAAAAGAGGCAUUAUCUUUAUGAUAUUCCCGAAGCUUUACCUAAAGUUCUUUUGGCAGCUCAUUGUUGGGAAUGGGCUUGUUUACCAGAUUUACAUGGAAUGUUAAAGAAAUGGAAGCGAUUAAAACCUGUUGAAGCUAUACAAUUACUUUUACCAAAUUUUCCCGACAUUGAAGUUCGAAAAUUAGCGAUAAGAUGGUUACAAGAACUGAGUAGCGAUGAAUUAGUCGAUUUUCUUCCUCAAUUAGUAGUCGCGUUAAGACACGAAACUUACGAAGAUUCCCCAUUAGCAGCUUUCUUAUUAAAACGCUCCUUACUCUCACUAAGAGUUUCUCAUCAUUUAUUUUGGUUACUCAGUCAUAGUUUACCGGAAAACACCCCCCAGGAGUACAAAUUUGAAAAUGAUAAUUCUUAUAUCGCCGAAGUUAGACAUCACAGACGUUUACAAUUAAUGUUAAGAGCUUUAAUGGCCGUUUCGGGGAAAGCUUUAGGAAAUUGUUUGAUGAAACAAAAAUUUUUAAAUAAACAAUUAAACGACGCGGCUGAAACUAUACAAAAAACCAAAGAAUCACAACGGAUUAAAGUUUUACAUAGUUAUUUAGAUACUUUAAACGCUAAUUUAGAGGAGAAUCCGACAAGUUUACCUUUAUCGCCAACAUUACAAGUUUUGGGAAUUCAAGUCCGAUCAUGUUCUUAUUUUCCAUCGAAUACGCUUCCUUUAAAAAUUAAUUUUCAAGCUAAAGAUGCUUCUUUAAUACCAGCAAUUUAUAAGGUUGGCGAUGAUCUUCAACAAGAUAUGUUAGUACUCCAAAUGGUUCGACUUAUGGAUAAAUUAUGGUUAAAAGAAGGGUUGGACUUAAAAAUGGUCACUUUUGGUUGUGUACCAACUGGAAAAAGAAUUGGGAUUAUCGAAUUAGUCACAGAAGCGGAAACUUUAAGGAAAAUCCAUGUUGAGCAUGGUUUAACAGGCUCUUUUAAAGAUAAACCAAUUGCUGAAUGGUUAGCUAAACAUAAUCCAUCGGAAUUAGAGUAUUCUAGGGCUGUUGAAAACUUUACAGCUUCGUGUGCUGGUUAUUGUGUGGUAACUUAUAUUUUGGGAAUUUGCGAUCGACAUAAUGAUAAUAUUAUGUUGAAAACUUCCGGACAUUUAUUCCAUAUUGAUUUCGGAAAGUUUUUGGGUGACGCACAAAUGUUUGGAAAUUUUAAAAGAGAUAGAGCACCUUUCGUAUUAACAUCCGAUAUGGCUUAUGUAAUAAACGGCGGUGAUAGACCGUCAGAAAAAUUCCACAAAUUCGUAGAUUUAUGUUGUCAAGCUUUUAACAUAAUAAGAAAUAAUGGAAACUUAUUUUUAUAUCUUUUUACAUUGAUGGCUUCGUCUGGAAUUAAAGGUGUAACCGCGGAGGCGGUCAAUAAUUUAAGUCAAGCUUUACUUCCUGGGUUAUCUAAUCCGGAAGCUGCUGCAUAUUUCGCACGGUUAAUUGAGAGUUCAUUAAAAUCAUGGUUUACACAAAUUAAUUUCUUUUUGCACAAUUUGGCUCAAUUUAAAUUGUCAGGUGAACAAGAAGGUGGUGAAUUAUUAUCGUUUGUACCCAAGAAAUACACUAUGUCUAGUGACGGUCGUUUAUCUCAUGUUCAAGUCUUAGGAUUUCGAAAACUUUACGAUCCGGAUAAAUACUAUGUUUAUAUAUUAAGGACGUGGAGACAUAAUCAAGUUCAACAUAUGGAUGUUUUUAGGACUUAUAAGGAGUUUUGUGAAUUUCAUCAAAAGUUGUGCAUUCAUUUUCCUUUGGCGAAACUUUUCAGCCUAUCAACCGGACUUCACGUGGGGAGAUCGAACAUAAAAAACGUCGCCAGGAAGAGAUUCGCGGAAAUCACCCAAUUUAUAGCUUCGUUAUUUCAAACAGCCGAAGAAAUUUGUCAUUCAGAUUUGGUUUAUACUUUUUUCCAUCCGUUAUUAAGAGAUCAAACGUCUGAACAACGAUGUAAAAAAGUUAAAGAUCGCCGGAUUGAAGAAAAAAGUGAAAUUGGUCGAUUAAAAGGCCAAUUAAAAUUGUCGUUACAUUUUCAAAGGGGUGUUUUUCGAGUUAUGGUCCAUCACGCUCGCGGUUUACCUUUAUUGGGUAAUAAUCAAGAACCCAAUACUUACGUGAAAGUUUAUUUACAACCGGAUCAAGGAAAAACCACCAAAAGAAAAACGAAAGUUGUCAGGAGAAAUUGCCAUCCGAGUUUUAUGGAAACGCUGGAAUAUCGAAUGUCUUUGGAUAUUAUCAUGGAAAGAACUUUAAGAGCAACAGUUUGGAAUUAUGAUCCGCUUCAAGAAAACGAAUUUUUAGGCGGUGUUGAGUUGGAAUUGAACAAUUUUGAUUUAAGCAAAGAAAUAACUGAAUGGUAUUCGUUGGUUAAUAUCGUAAGAUAAUGAUUUAAUAUUUUUCCAGAUAAAUAGGACUGCCAUUGUGUUGUGUAACAAUUUCACUGAAAUCAACAAGAAAAUAUUUCUUAUCUUUUUUAUUUUGGUGCUAGUUCAACCUUGGAAUUUAUUAAUUAAUUAAUCAACAGAA